Messenger RNA from Carcharodon carcharias (great white shark), 3373 nucleotides. RefSeq names its product probable E3 ubiquitin-protein ligase HERC4. Bases 189 to 3257 code for a protein of 1022 amino acids. Lineage: Eukaryota; Metazoa; Chordata; Chondrichthyes; Lamniformes; Lamnidae. Gene Ontology annotation, molecular function: ubiquitin protein ligase activity. Gene Ontology annotation, biological process: ubiquitin-dependent protein catabolic process; protein ubiquitination. The record is from RefSeq and is a predicted model, not a curated record. The transcript is spliced from 25 exons.
AUAAAUAAAUAGAUGAUGUGUUUGAGAGAGACUCUCAGAAGCUGUUGAAUUCAAUUUAUGCUGUUGUAACUCCGGAAAAGGAAGCCUUUUAAUCUGACAGCUAUAUCUCUGCGGUGAAUUGAUUAACCUCUCUCCAGGUUCCCGGUUGUUUGAAAGAGGAACCCAGUGCCGACAGAGGGUGGGGGAACAUGUUGUGUUGGGGGGACUUGGUCUCGGAGACCGGGCAGAAAGACGCCUCACAGACACGGCAAGUUCUCAAAGGGCAGAGAGUUCAGCAUGUUUGCAGCCGGGAUGGAUUCACUGUGUUUGUGUUGGAAAACGGAACCGUUUAUACCAGGGUCUGUGGAAGGAAGAAGCAAACAAAGCCUGGACAGUUUAUUCACCUCAAGGAGCAGAAAAUCCACUUUGUGGAUAAUGGAGCAUCCGACAUCCUGUUCCUUUCUGAAGCAGGAACUGUUUUUCACAGUGAAGUUAAAUCAAAGGAAACUGCAGCUAAAACAAAAGAGUUCUCCAUAAUGAAACCACAGUUACUUAAGAGUUUGAGUGACAGAAAAAUAAUUCAAGUUGCCUGUGGAAGCAAUCACUCACUGGCACUGUCCAAAGAUGGCAAACUCUUUACCUGGGGACAGAACACUUAUGGCCAGCUCGGCCUUGGUACAAAAGGUGGCUCCGAGCACAGCCCUCAGUGUGUGACAUCUCUCACUGGGAUGCCAGUGGCUCAGAUCACUGCAGGAGGAGAACACAGCUUCGCCCUGUCUCUCUCGGGAGCCGUGUUCGGUUGGGGAAGAAACAAUCACGGGCAGCUGGGGCUCAAGGACACAGAAGAUAGAGAUAAGCCCAACUAUGUGAAGCUGUUAGAGUGUAAGAAGACCAUCCAUAUCUCUUGUGGAGAAGAGCACACGGUUGUUCUGACAAAGGAUGGGCUUGUUUUCACCUUUGGGGCCGGGAGUUAUGGGCAACUUGGACACAACUCUAGAGAGGAUGAGAUCAAACCUCGUCUAGUCGGCUACCUGUUUGGAAAUAAAGUCUCUCAGAUAGCAUGUGGGAGCUAUCACACACUUGUCUUCGUUCCAUCGUCUGGUAAGAUUUAUUCCUUUGGUCGUGGCGAAAAUGGGCAGUUGGGAAACAGAGAGACCAGCGAUCAGUUAGUGCCUCUUCCUGUCAACAUAAUGGACACAUCUGACAAUAAUGGAAUGGAAAAUGGCCAUGCAACCAAACCAGCUGUGAGAAGAAUUUUUGCAGGAGGAAACCAAAGUUUUGCAGAGCGUGGUGAAGAAGUGGAUUUGGUGCCCUCUGUUGACCAAUCGUUGCUCAAUACUUUGAAGAGAAUCAUGACAGCGGACAGUUUACUGGAGAAGGAAAUAUGCAAAAAGACAAGAAGGGAAAUCAUUCGGGCAUUUUCUUCUUCUCAAGCUCUGUGUGGAAGUUUCCUGGAUGUCAGCAAGGAUGGCCAUUUCAAAACAAGUGGAGAGAUGUCUGGUCUAGAUACGUCCGCAAUAUAUCUGGGCUUCGUGAAAUUGGCUAAAGAUCCCUCAAUAUUGGAAAAGGUGAAGAAUGCAGUACAGAAUUACCUGAUCCCAUUAUUGCCUCGAUCUCCGGCUUGUGUGGAAGCAAUGCGAGUUUACAUUAUUCUACCAGAACUCAUCGCUGUGCUGAAAGAGCCAAGGGACACAACAAUGCUGAUGGACUCUUUAACCAAAGCCAUUCUCUCACUUGAAGAAAGUUAUUUUAAAACUCUUGAAUGUUGGUGGUGUACGAUGCCUUAUUAUUUCUUCAUGCGCCUUGUGAGGAUGUAUCAAAAAGAAUCAAAGCAACUUCUUCAUAUCGUUAUGGCGGACACUUCAAAGGACAACUCCCAACUGCAUGAUUCACUAAAAAUUUUACAAACGCUGUACAAGGUAAACUUAAGCAGAGAAGAAAAGAUCCUAGAGAAAAAUUUCUGCAUUCCUGUAAUGAAAAUUUUUAACAUCUGUUUAAUGGCAUGUGCUGAGAAAUUGUUUCCCGCCUACGCCCAAAGUAUCAUUAACGAGCUAAUGAAUGGCUAUCCCAUUCCAGAAUUUCAGAUUCAGUCUUACUUCUCAGUACUUUGCACGAUAUCACAGCAAUUAAUUCCAUAUCCUUGCAUCUUUGAUUUGGACACAAAGCUAGAAGCAUUGAAUCUGAAAGCCCAGCUGAAUCAAGAACAGAGUCUACAACCAGUUCUUAGGCUGUCUGUUUCAAGGCAUACCGUUCUUCAGAACGCACUGCAAGGUUUAAGAUUGACCAGAUCGGCAGGUUACUUCGCUACUCUUCUGGUCCAAUUUAACGGCGAACGGUGUGUUGGCCAUGGAGUAACGCAGGAAUUCUUCACCUUCUUCAGUCAGGAACUGCGUAGCAAUGGACGGAUAUUUCAGUACUGCAAACAUACUGGGCUGCAUUGGUUCCCUGAGAGGGAACCAGAAGUGGGUGAUGUGUUUCACCUGAUGGGAAUUCUCUGUGGACUUGCUGUAUCCAAUGGUUUCAUUUGCAAUUUUCACUUCCCGUUGGCUUUGUACAAGAAGCUGCUCCACGUGCAGCCAACACUGGAAGAUCUGAAGGAACUCUCACCAACAGAAGGAAACUCGCUCCAGGAUGUUCUAGACUACGAGCACGAUGACACUGAAGACAGGUUUUGUCUGGAUUUUACUAUAUCCAAAAUAGCAGCUGAUGGGAGCAGAGUGAAAGUGGAACUCAUUCCUGAUGGUAGCAAAAUCCCUGUUCAAAAGCAUAAUAGGAAGCAGUUUGUUGAUGCUUAUGUGGAUUACAAACUUAAUACAUCUGUGAAGAAACAAUUUGAAGAGUUGUCACAAGGUUUCAGGAGCCGUUUGUCAAUGCCAUUUGUGGAUGUAUUCCAUCCUGAAGAACUGAGGGAUGUUAUCCAGGGAAACACCAAUUAUCAGUGGGAGCUGCUGGAACAGAAUGCAAAUUACAGUGGAUAUACACCGGCUGACAUGACGGUCAGGAAUUUUUGGGAAGUCUUUAGAAACUUGACAGCAAAGAAGAAAAGGCGGUUCCUUGCCUUUCUGUCAGGAAGUGAAAGGAUCCCAGCAGGAGGGAUUCAGAGUUUCAGAAUUACAAUCCAUAACUCCAGGGGCCGUGAACCAGAUUCCUCAUAUCCUCGUGCCUACACCUGUACCAGGACCCUGGACCUCCCCAACUACAGCAGCAUUGAAAUUUUGAGAGAGAAGUUAGUCCAUGCGAUUAAAUUCAGUGAAGAAUUCAAUGCACAACCACCGUAAUAUUUGCAGCUAGAGAAUGUAUUUAAUCUGAGAAAGGUUGGUGAUUGACUAAAACAAUCUGAGCAAUUAAAAAUAAAUUGCAUUAGAGCAUUUGUUUCAAUGCAACACAGAAAACA